GAGGAAAGGCUGUCUCCACCCACCUCUCGCACUCUCCCUUCUCCUUUAUAAAGGCCGGAACAGCUGAAAGGGUGGCAACUUCUCCUCCUGCAGCCGGGAGCGGCCUGCCUCCUUGCGCGCCCGCAGCCUCCCCCGCUACCUCCCCCAGGGCUCCCCUCCGGCCGCCAGCGCCCAUUUUUCAUCCCCGAGAUAGAGAUAUUUUGCGCACACACACAUACACACACGCGCAAAAAGGAAAAAAAAAAAAAGCCCACCCUCCAGCCUCGUUGCAAAGAGAAAGCCGGAGCAGCCGCAGCUCGCAGCCCGCAGAGGACGCCCAGAGCGGCAAGCCGGCCGGCAGACGGACCAACGGACUCACGCCGCCUCCACCUGUCGGCCGGGCCCAGCCCAGAGCGCAGCGGGCACGCCGCGCGCGCGGACCAGCCGUGCCCGCCGCCCGGGCCCCGCGCCAGGGCGCACACGCUCCCGCCCCCCCACCGGCCCGGGCGGGAGUUUGCACCUCUCCCUGCCCGGGUGCUCGGGCCGCUGCUGCAAAGCCAACUUUGGAAAAAGUUUUUUGGGGGAGACUUGAGCCUUGAGGUGCCCAGCCCUGCGCUUUGCGAUUUGGGGGGCCUUUCCAGAAAAUGUUGCAAAAAAGCUAAGCCGGCGGGCAGAGGAAAACGCCUUUAGCCGGCGAGUGAAGACGAAACAUCGACUGCCGUGUUCCUUUUCCUCUUGGAGGUUGGAGUCCCCUGGGCGCCCCCACACGGCUAGACGCCUCGGCUGGUUCGCGACGCAGCCCCCCGGCCGUGGAUGCUCACUCGGGCUCGGGAUCCGCCCAGGUAGCGGCCUCGGACCCUGGUCCCCGCGCCCAGGUCCUCCCCAGCCCCCCAGCGACGGAGCCGGGGCCGGGGGCGGCGGCGCCCGGGGGCCAUGCGGGUGAGCCGCGGCUGCAGCGGCCUGAGCGCCUGAUCGCUGCGGACCCGAGCCGAGCCCACUCCCCUCCCCAGCCUCCCACCCUGGCCGCGGGGGCGGCGCGCUCGGUCUAUACGUCCGGGGCCCCGUGGGGCCGGGCCCGGAGUCGGCAUGAAUCGCUGCUGGGCGCUCUUCCUGUCUCUCUGCUGCUACCUGCGUCUGGUCAGCGCCGAGGGGGACCCCAUUCCUGAGGAGCUCUAUGAGAUGCUGAGUGACCACUCUAUCCGCUCCUUCGAUGACCUCCAGCGCCUGCUGCAUGGAGACUCCGUAGAUGAAGAUGGGGCCGAGUUGGACCUGAACAUGACCCGGUCCCAUCCCGGAGGCGAGCCAGAGAGCUUGGCCCGUGGGAGAAGGAGCCUGGGUUCCCUGACCGUCGCCGAGCCGGCCAUGAUCGCCGAGUGCAAGACCCGCACUGAGGUGUUCGAGAUCUCCCGGCGCCUCGUAGACCGCACCAACGCCAACUUCCUGGUGUGGCCGCCCUGCGUGGAGGUGCAGCGCUGCUCCGGCUGCUGCAACAACCGCAACGUGCAGUGCCGCGCCACCCAGGUGCAGCUGCGGCCUGUCCAGGUGAGAAAGAUCGAGAUUGUGCGGAAGAAGCCAAUCUUUAAGAAGGCCACGGUGACACUGGAGGACCACCUGGCAUGCAAGUGCGAGACAGUGAUGGCUGCACGGCCUGUGACCCGAAGCCCGGGGCAGGAGCAGCGAGCCAAGACGCCCCAAACGCGGGUAACCAUUCGAACAGUGCGAGUCCGCCGGCCCCCCAAGGGGAAGCACCGGAAAUUCAAGCACACGCAUGACAAGACGGCACUGAAGGAGACCCUCGGAGCCUAGGGGCAUCGGCAGAAGAGUGUGGGCAGGGUUAUUUAAUAUGGUAUUUGCUGUAUUGCCCCCAUGGGGUCCUUGGAGUGAUAAUAUUGUCCCCUCGUCCGUCUGUCUCGAUGCUGAUUCGGACGGCCAAUGGUGCUUCCCCUACCCCGCCGCGUGUCACCCCUCCACCUGCGGGUCUCCCCCCAGCGGCCCCCGGCAUCUUGCCCAGCAGCUCAAGAAGGAAAAGAAGGACUGAACUCCAUUGCUGUCUUCCUCCGUUGACGCCAAGAGUCUGGGAUACGAGUGCAAGAGAGACUGAUGGGGUCGCUGUUUGGGGAAAGGGGUCCCUUCCCUUGGCCUGGCCUGGGCCACACCUGAGCGCUCUGGACUGGCCCGAGGAGCCCCGCACGUGGCCCUGAGGACUUCUUGGCAUGGCCUGCCUGGUCCCUGGAGCCCUGGCCAGCUCUGAGGGGCAGCACCUCCAGGCAGGCCGGGGUACCUCGGACGCCGUGGCUAAGACCACAGACUGGAGCACAGACUGGAGAAAACCCCUCCCACAGUGCCCAGACCCUCGUCACUUCCUCUCCCUGGUCACCUCUGCUCACAGCGGCUUCUUUCCAUUUUAUGUGUAUGAAAUCUUUGAAGACACGGACUCCUCUGGGCUGGUGUGGCCAGAGUGCCAGGUGGCCGAGUGCCCUCUCAGAUGGGUUAGAGAUGAAGUUUGCUCUUGGGGUGGGCAUAGAUGGUGACCUGGGCAUCCUCUGCCUCCUGCCACCUCCCUGCUCCCUCUGCUGUACCCUGAUUCACUUCCUCCUCUGUUUCCUUUUAUCUCUCUACCUCUACCUUGUGUCUUCUUGUCCUGGCCCUUCAGUCUGCUCUACCAAGGGGCUCUUGGACCUCUUACUGGGGCCCCAAAUGACCCCAGUCACUUCUCCCUAGGGCAGAAGACCAGGGGCCAGUGCAGCAGGGGACCUGCCCAUCAUAUUCCAACUCAGCCAAGACUGCCAUGUAAGGUUAUACAGGGUGUGCACUGCACAAAGGCACUGUAUGCAGGGAGCACUGUUCACACCAUAGAUGCGGCCCGUUUGUGUAUUUAUUAUGACAGUUUCUGGCAGAUGUAGGUGAAAUGUCUGAGGAAAGGGAUCCUUUUCCUAAUUCAUACACAGGCUCCCUGUGAACAGUCUGUGCCCCUGCCCCAGCCUGUGGAUUGGAGUGGUCAGAGAGCAGUGAGUCUGUGGUGGGUGGGCAGGCAAUGCUGUUGUCCAUGGGGCCUCCAUUUCCCAGAGUCACUGCUCCAGCAGCCCCCCUCCCAGGCAGGUGUGGGAAACCCAGGAGAAUGUCUCCAAGGGAGGGGCAGCCCCGCUCGCCCCGCCCCCGCCCCGCUUGCACACUUUCUUGUCCUAGACCCACCCACCUCUGGAGGCUCCUCCCAGGAAAGCAGCUCCUGGCUGGGAGUGAGGGAGAGAAGGGAAAGGGUCCCCAGUGCCCCCAGCUGUGGGGUCUGAGCUCUCUCUUCCCUUCCCGCCUCCUGCUGCACCUUCCCCCUCCCUUCCUCCAAACUCUGCUUCCUUCAGUUUGUAAAGUCGGUGAUUAUAUUUUUGGGGGCUUUCCUUUUAUUUUUUAAAUGUAAAAUUUAUUUAUAUUCCGUAUUUAAAGUUGUAAAAAAAGAUAACCACAAAACAAACCCAGAUGAAUC
Molecule: messenger RNA, 3457 nt
Organism: Lemur catta (Ring-tailed lemur)
Lineage: Eukaryota; Metazoa; Chordata; Mammalia; Primates; Lemuridae
Gene: PDGFB
Product: platelet derived growth factor subunit B
Exons: 7
Coding region: 1066-1785 (239 amino acids)
Biological process (GO): positive regulation of cell population proliferation; positive regulation of phosphatidylinositol 3-kinase/protein kinase B signal transduction; positive regulation of ERK1 and ERK2 cascade
Cellular component (GO): membrane
Molecular function (GO): growth factor activity; platelet-derived growth factor receptor binding
Source: RefSeq, a predicted model, not a curated record